Molecule: messenger RNA, 733 nt
Organism: Diuraphis noxia (Russian wheat aphid)
Lineage: Eukaryota; Metazoa; Arthropoda; Insecta; Hemiptera; Aphididae
Gene: RpL11
Product: ribosomal protein L11
Biological process (GO): translation
Cellular component (GO): ribosome
Molecular function (GO): structural constituent of ribosome
Source: RefSeq, a predicted model, not a curated record
AGCUCCACUUCAUGACGGYGGACUGUUCGGUUACGUUCCGUUCUUUCGCGUCGUGACUAUCUCUUAUUUAUACAAGUACAGUACUCCCGACUCCAUCAUGGUCCUCGUCGACUUAAAGAAGGGAGGCAACAAGUCUUCGGAGAAGAUGAAAAAUCGUAUGCGAGAAUUGAGGAUUCGCAAAUUAUGUUUGAACAUUUGUGUUGGUGAAUCUGGUGACAAGCUCACCCGUGCCGCUAAGGUGUUGGAACAGUUAACUGGCCAACAGCCAGUGUUCUCCAAAGCUCGUUAUACCGUCAGAUCUUUCAGUAUCAGAAGAAAUGAAAAAAUCGCAGUGCACUGCACUGUACGUGGUGCUAAGGCUGAAGAAAUCUUGGAACGAGGAUUAAAAGUUCGUGAAUACGAAUUGAGGCGAGAAAACUUCUCAGAUACUGGUAACUUUGGUUUUGGUAUUCAAGAACACAUCGAUUUGGGUAUCAAAUACGACCCCAGCAUUGGUAUCUAUGGUUUAGAUUUCUUCGUUGUCUUAGGACGUCAAGGUUUCAACGUAGCUCACAGAAGAAGGAAGCAAGGCAAAGUUGGUUACCAACAUAGACUAAACAAAGAAGACGCAAUGAAGUGGUUCCAAACUAAAUAUGACGGAAUCAUUUUAGCAGGGAAGAAAAACUAAUAUUAAUUGUAUUGUUUAUCAAUGCAAAUCCCAUAAAUAUACAUACAUGUUGUUUUUCCAAACAAA